UCCAGCCUUCUCCUCUAGUUGGACACAUCGCAAGUAAUUGAUUAUACACUGUAAAAAUAUUGUAAAACGACAAAUUUAUGUGAAUAAAAUAUCAAUCGAUUGCAUCGUACAAAGCGGAAAUAUUAAAUACUCAAAGAUUCAGCGAUAAGAAAUAUGAAGUUAGCACCGCGAGAGUUGGAGAGCUUAUUGGUCCAUCAAGCAGGAUGUGUGGCACAGAGACGGCUUGCUCGUGGUCUUCGCCUGAAUCACCCCGAAACCAUAGCUAUAAUUGCAUCACAGAUACAAGAGCUGAUCAGGGAGGGAUAUACAGUUUCAGAACUGAUGUCAAAAGGAAGAGAGAUGAUUGGGUUUAACCAAGUGAUGCCCGGUGUUGCCGACAUGAUUCAUGAAGUACAAGUAGAAGGAACAUUUCCGGAUGGGACUAAACUCGUGACAGUUCACAAACCAAUAUGUCGAAAAGAUGGCGAUCUUGAAAUUGCUCUUUAUGGAAGCUUUCUACCUAUUCCCAAGCUAGAAAAAUUCAAUGAGGCCAAAGGACAUCCAAUUCAGGAGGGAGUAUGCGAUGCUCAAUUGGAUGUCAAGCCAGGAGAGUUAAUACCUAUCAGCGGUGAUAUUGAACUUAACAAAGGACGUAAGACAAUAUCACUAAGUGUUACCAGCCUUUGUGACAGACCCAUUCAGGUUGGGAGUCAUUAUCAUUUUAUCGAGACAAACAAAUAUCUACAGUUUGACAGAAAAGCAUCAUAUGGUAUGAGACUGAAUAUUCCUGCAGGAACAGCAAUCAGAUUUGAACCCGGAGAAACAAAAGCAGUAGACCUUGUUGAAAUAAGCGGAAAUAAAAUUAUAAGAGGAGGCAACUUCCUAUGUGAUGGUCCAGUUGAUGACAGAGCUUUAGUUAAGGUGAUGGAAACGGUAGAAAGUAGGAAAUUUGGAAACAAAAAACAAGAGGAAAUAAAAUCUGCUUUAAAGAAAUGUAUAAUUCCAAGACCACAAUAUGCGUUGAUGUUUGGACCCACUGUACGAGACAAGUUGCGAUUAGGAGACACUAGUCUCGUCAUAGAAGUGGAAAAAGAUUUUACUGUGUAUGGAGAUGAGAUCAAAUUUGGUGGUGGAAAGGUAAUACGUGAAGGUAUGGGACAAGCCUCGAACAGAAUGAACGUGAAUUGGGAUAUACUUGACACAGUUAUUACAAACGCUUUGGUGGUAGAUGCUGUUGCUGGUGUAGUCAAAGCAGAUAUUGGUAUAAAAGAUGGUAAAAUUGCAGGAAUAGGAAAAGCUGGAAAUCCAGAUUGCAUGGAAGGUGUCACACCUGGAAUGGUUGUUGCAGCAGGAACAGAAGCAAUAGCAGGAGAAGGUCUUAUUAUUACAGCUGGUGCUCUAGAUGGCCACGUUCAUUUCAUUUGUCCUCAACUAGCGCGAGAAGCUAUUGCAUCAGGCAUUACAACUAUGUUUGGAGGCGGGACAGGUCCUGCUACAGGCACCAAUGCCACUACGUGUUCGCCUGGUCCAAACCAUAUAAGGGAUAUGUUGCAAAGUACUGAUGCAUUUCCUCUGAACUUUGGAUUCACAGGAAAAGGAAAUUCCUCAAGGUCGUUUGAACUAGCGGCUGAUUUAAGUGAACAGAUUUUAGCUGGAGCGAUAGGACUGAAGUUGCAUGAAGAUUGGGGGACUACUCCAGCCGCCAUUGACACCUGUCUGAAUGUUGCAGAAAAAUACGAUGUGCAGGUUACAAUUCACACAGACACACUGAAUGAAUCGGCUUGUGUAGAACAAACAAUUGAAGCAUUUAAAGGAAGAUGUAUUCACACGUACCAUUCAGAAGGUGCAGGCGGAGGUCAUGCUCCAGACAUUAUCAAAGUCGUUGGGGAGAAGUCUGUGCUUCCAUCAUCAACAAAUCCUACUAGACCAUACACUGCUAAUACUAUUGAUGAACACUUAGACAUGUUGAUGGUGUGUCAUCAUUUAGAUAAGAAUCUCAAAGAAGAUGUUGCCUUUGCCGAGUCAAGAAUUCGGGCAGAAACAAUCGCUGCAGAAGAUAUUUUACAUGAUGUUGGUGCAAUCAGCAUAAUGGCAUCAGAUUCACAGGCUAUGGGAAGAAUAGGAGAAGUCAUAUGUAGAACUUGGCAAACAGCUGACAAGAUGAAACUCUUCAGAGGUCAGCUGGGAGAUGAAAAGGGUGAAAAUGACAAUUUGAGAGUGAAAAGAUAUGUAGCUAAGUACACAAUCAAUCCUGCAAUUGCUCAUGGAAUGAGCCAUAUGAUUGGGUCAGUUGAAGUUGGAAAAAUGGCAGACCUUGUUUUAUGGAAUCCAGCAUUUUUCGGAGCAAAGCCGGAAAUAAUCAUUAAAGGAGGACAAAUAGCGUGGGCUCAAAUGGGAAUGCCAAAUGCAUCUAUUCCGACUCCUGAACCAGUUAAACAGAGAAAAAUGUUUGGUGCUUAUGGAAGAUCUGUUGGAACACAUUCGGUGGCCUUUGUAUCUGCGGCAUCAAUUCAAAAAGGAGUGGUACAAGGUUAUGAUUUGAAAAAGAGAUGUGAGGCUGUCAAGAAUAUAAGAAAUGUUACUAAGGAGGACAUGGUUUUGAAUAAUUACUUGCCGAACAUUUCAGUGGAUCCAUACUCCUACAAAGUUCACAUAACGGAUGAGAAAGAUAAGAAAAAACAAAUUCAUCUGACCUGUCCACCAGCACAAAGACUUGCUCUAGCUCAAAGAUAUUUUAUGUUUUGAGUGCUAUGAAUAGCUCCUUCUAAGAUACAUUUCCCUGAAAAACUUAUAUUUGUUCAGAGACAUAUACAUUUGUAUAUAUAUAUAUAUGUCUCUGUAUUUGUCGGAAACAGAAACAAUGAAAUAUAUGUUGAAGUACAUUGUACAUGUAUAAAUAACCUUAAAAGUUCUGUUUGGAGAAAAAAUCAGCCGCAUUUAGCCAUUUUCGUGACAACAGACUUUUUUUAUGUUUCACAAAUAUCGCAUUUAUAUAAAGAAUAUAACUUAUGCCAUGGGAACGUAUGUUAACACCAUGAUUAUGUUAAAUGAUAUACUUUGCACACUUUCCGUUUUUUUGAAUUACAUAUAAAAUAUAUGCAUAUAUAAACUAUAUACAUCAUCUGACAGCUUAUUAUACAGAUCUGAUUAAAUUGCAAUUAUUUUCCUAUUAAUAUCAUUAUAUGCUUGGUGCUAUUAUUCAGUUUUACCAUAUUUCUCGUCUUUUCUAGUUUAAUUGAAUGUGUAUGUUUUGAUUCUCUGAAUCAUAGACUUUUUCCAAUGAUAUAAAAUCCUUUUCAUUUUAAAAUUAUCAUUUUCCAGUGAUACAAAAGCAUUUUCUUUUAUAUUUAUUUUCAUGAAAGAUAGAAAUUGGUUCACUUUUAUCUAUGAUGAGCAUAUUUGUUACCUUUGUUUCCUUUUAUCAUCGGCAAAUAAAGUGACCUACUUCUCUUAACUACUCUUCAGUAAUAAAUAAAUAUAUUUAAUGGAAACGUGAACUGUUUGCAAACUGUGCAGCAUAACUUGAGUUAAAUUCAUUCUAAAUUAUUAUAACUCUAAAUAAUUGUUGUUGAUCACUGGAUUGAACAAUGAUGAAGGAUCAAAACAAGUGUAAUUAACUGUUUAGUAUUUAAUGCAUACUAUAUGUAUUUGCUAUGAAAGAGUUGGAUGCUCGUUCUAUUUUUUUUUAGGAUUAAUUAAUAUCUACCCUUUGAGAAUAUAGCUGUACAGAUAAUAAAUGGUGGUUACGUCCUGUGAAAAUGUAAUACGUUUUUUCAAUAAGUCAAUAUCCGUCGUUUUUUUUAUUGGAAACUAAUUCUGUGCAAUCUUUGUUUAUCUGGGGUUGAUUUGCAAGUAUAGUGGAAUGUGUAUCGUCUUCACUCAAGGAUCGCCGUUAAGAAGCGCCAUCUGAUUGUAGGUCAUGGGGUUAUAAUGAAACGUUUCAACUGUGUGUGGGGGUAAAUCCAGACAAGCAAUUUGAACGCACAAAAUUAUAUAAAGUGUUAUUUUUAUUAAAUCAUUUCAAAUUCUAAAUUCAAUAGGAUUUUAACAAUGUUACAAAUGUAUCAACAAAGAAGUGACAAGCAAGUAAACGAUAUGAGUUUAAAAUGUUUUCUGUUCAUUACAAUGUGUCUGAUUUUAAAAGAUUGUCUGUUUUGAUGGUAUGAUGUCUUUAUAUGAUAAAAUUGUCGUAUGAAAAGCGCAAUAGUUUCACUUUACAUUGAAUGCUUGAAAAUGUGUAUGUCAGCAAAUAACUUACAAAUGAUAAUACAAAUCUAAUAUUAUAGCAACUUCCCUGACCUAGUAAUUGGAAACUAGAUGAUAUUCAUCAAUGGUUACCAUAUAUGAGAGUGUGGAUGGGGAUAAACAUAAUAGGGAAUAAUGGGAAAAAAAUAUAUAGAACAGAGAAAAACGGACCAAAAAAAUAAAGAAUAGAGAAUAAUGAGGUGCUACAAUAUAAAGAAUAGAGAAUAAUUGGCAAAAGUAUAAAGAAUAGAGAAAAAAAAUGGCCUAUUAAAAUAAAGAAUGCAGAAAUGAAGAACCCCCAAUCCAGACCCUCAAAUAUCUCGUCAUUUCCAGUUUGAGUGUUUGAACUUGGGCUUGAGUGUUUGAACGGGCUUUAUCUAGCACUGUUCUUCGUAAAUCUGUGACCGACGUAAUUUUAUAAUUAUAAUUUGCACUUUAAAUGAAAAUAGGAAUAAAUAAGAAUAAAUUGAUUCUUUAUUUCAAAUUGAUAAAGAUUCAAUAAAAUGAAAAAUUUUGUAUCCCAUGUUUUAAAAUCGAAUAUAAAGUAAAAUCACAAAAAUACUGAACUCCGACGAAAAUUCAAAAAGGAAAGUCCCCAAUCAAAUGGCAAAAUCAAAAGUUCAAACACAUCAAAAGAAUGGAUAACAACUGUCAUAUUUCUGACUUGGUACAGGCAUUUUCUUAAGUAGAAAAUGGUGGAUUGAACCUGGUUUUAUAGCUAGCUAAACCUCUCACUUGUAUGACAGUCGCAUCAAAUUCCAUUAUAUUGACAAUGAUGCGUGAACAAAACAAACAGACACAAUAGGUAAACAUGUCAAAAAUAGGGGUACAGCAGUCAACAUUGUGUUAUCAUCUUAAUCACUAUAAGUGUCGCCGAUUUCCAUUUCAUUUCGCUAAUUUUAUUGUCUUUUUCUUUAAUAUUGGUUGUUAAUUUUGAAUUUUGUUGCAAAAAUUAAUUAGUAAAAAUGCUCUUUAUGUUAAAUUGACAUUUUAACAUACAGACAGAACAAGAUAACAAGAUCUUACAUGCAAAAGUACUUUUCCAAAUUUCAUAAUUUUGUUUUUAGGGUAUCUUUUUUUGGUGGCAAACACUUCAGCGACUUAAGUUCCGAAAUCAUCAGAUAUACGCGAUAAUGCAUUUGAAUUUAUCUUUAAGCAGUACAUUAAAUGAACCAACAGAUCAUGUAAUUUCUACUUUGUUAUAUUCCAUCUUCAAUUAUUUGUAUGUUGAUUUAACAUAAUAUCUUCAUUUAGACAAGAAAUUAACUUUGUAAUUGUACACUGAUAUUAAACUAGAUCUGUUUGCUGA
This is a messenger RNA of Mytilus californianus (California mussel), 5533 nucleotides long. Its product is annotated as urease subunit alpha-like. Lineage: Eukaryota; Metazoa; Mollusca; Bivalvia; Mytilida; Mytilidae. Gene Ontology annotation, cellular component: urease complex. Gene Ontology annotation, molecular function: urease activity; nickel cation binding. The coding region runs from base 154 to 2724 and encodes 856 amino acids. Gene Ontology annotation, biological process: urea catabolic process. The transcript has 22 exons. The record is from RefSeq and is a predicted model, not a curated record.